GGGCUAGGUUUUUUCACACUGGUUUCAGUGGCAUCACGAGGAAGAAGGAUACGGAUGAAGAAGAAGAAGAACCUAACUUUGUUCUCGACUGCAUAUGCUCCAGGAGCUCGCGAAACCCACCCCCCAGCGACAGUUACGGCCAAACCCUCAUAACCACCGCCAUACCACACCCCGACCAUCGUGAUCGGACCCAAACGCACCGGCUUCAGCUCCGCCGCCAAGCCCGACCCUCCCCUGCCGUUCUGCCUUCACAGUUUCGUCGGAAAAUCUCGAAAUCCGACCGGUUUCAGGCGAAAUUUCGCCGCCGUUGCACGCCGUCUUCCGGCACCAAAUCAGUUGAGUAAGGUUAAUUUUCGAGUUAGGGUUUGGCCGGUUUUGGAAUCGCAAUUCCGGCCACUUCCGCCCAUUUUUCAGGCGGCCAUAAAAAGGGAAAAAUUACCCCUCAAAACCCUAAUUAGGCGACUCAGCUGCAAUAGCCCAAGUAACAGUGAUUGAACCGCUUCCUUGCUUUGGUUGCUUGUGUCUAUAUGGCGGAUUCAGGUGGAAAUGCAGAACCUGGAGAAGUUUGCAACUUCUUCCGGAAGCCAAUAAAGAAGCAAAACAUUAGAAAGCGAAGGGUUGAUGAAGAUGAGGAGGAUGACGGCUCAAAAUCUGGGGGCACAUCAUUACCAAGUCAAAGAAAAGCCUCAAAGCUUGAUGGCAAGCUGUAUUUUUCUAGUGGACCUGCUAAGAGCUCUACUCCUGGUAGUGGUGCAAUCUUUGAGUUCAAGUCUUCCAAAGAAAUCCAAGUUGAACAUGAUAGUAGAGCAACUGCGACUUUGGAGACUGAGACAGACUUCUCUAGAGAUGCUCGAGCAGUUCGUGAGAGAGUUCUUAAGCAGGCAGAGGAAGCUUUGAAGGGGAAGAGCAAAGGCACUGAGAACGACAAGUUGUAUAAAGGGAUCCAUGGAUAUACUGAUUACAAGGCUGGGUUCCGAAGAGAGCUAACAGUGGCCAGUGAGAAAGCGGGAGGUUCCCAUGGGCCUCUCAGGGCUUCUGCUCACAUCAGAGCUACCACAAGAUUUGAUUACCAGCCAGACAUCUGUAAGGAUUACAAAGAGACUGGCUACUGUGGUUAUGGAGAUUCCUGCAAGUUUAUGCAUGAUCGUGGAGACUACAAGUCUGGGUGGCAGAUGGAAAGGGAGUGGGACGAAGCAGAGAAAAUAAGGAAGAGAAAUUUAGCUUUGGGUGAGGAUGAUGUGGACCAGACUGACGAAGAUGACGAGGAUGAUGAGGAUGGCUCGUUGCCGUUUGCAUGUUUCAUCUGCCGCCAACCAUUUGUUGAUCCUGUUGUGACUAAAUGCAACCACUACUUCUGCGAGCACUGUGCACUAAAGCAUCAUUCAAAGAACAAGAAGUGCUUUGUGUGCGAGAAGCCUACCCUUGGCAUAUUCAACACAGCUCAUGAGAUACGCAAAAGGAUGGCCGCAGAGGGCAAAUAACAGCCACUAAAUUCACUUAUUGAACUCUUUGUUUUCAAGGCCUGUGAGCAGUAACAUUUCCACACUCCAUGGUCAAGUUUUGAAGAGAAAGUUCACUUGUGACUCUUUCAAGGCAUGUGAGCAGUAACAUUUCCACACUCCAUGGCAGAGCUAGAUGAAAUUCGUUUUACUUUGUUAAUGUAAAUCUGUUUUAAUCUUUCUUUCUUUGGUGGUAUAUCAACGUUGCCCGUAGCAGGGCCUCAAGUUUUGCGUCACCUAUGUAGCUGUUCUAUUCAUCUUAUGCAGAUUAUUGAUUUAUUAAAUUUGAACUUCCGUUCAAUA
Prunus persica (peach) is the source of this 1802-nucleotide messenger RNA. Its product is annotated as zinc finger CCCH domain-containing protein 1. Lineage: Eukaryota; Viridiplantae; Streptophyta; Magnoliopsida; Rosales; Rosaceae. The record is from RefSeq and is a predicted model, not a curated record. The transcript has 6 exons. Gene Ontology annotation, cellular component: U2-type spliceosomal complex. Bases 528 to 1481 code for a protein of 317 amino acids. Gene Ontology annotation, biological process: snoRNA splicing. Gene Ontology annotation, molecular function: metal ion binding.